CCCGGCGAGAGGCCUCAAACCGCUCCCUGCCUCCGGUCGCCUCCCCCUCCCUGUCUGAUCUCUCCGGCCAGCCGGCCACCGCUCGUUCGCCCGCUGCUCGGCGUGAGGAGAAAAGCCUAUAGGCCAUGGCGGACCAGCUCACUGACGACCAGAUCGCCGAGUUCAAGGAGGCAUUCAGCCUCUUCGACAAGGACGGCGACGGUUGCAUCACAACCAAGGAGCUGGGAACUGUCAUGCGUUCACUGGGUCAGAACCCAACCGAGGCUGAGCUCCAGGACAUGAUCAACGAGGUUGAUGCUGAUGGCAACGGCACCAUCGACUUCCCCGAGUUCCUCAACCUCAUGGCUCGCAAGAUGAAAGACACCGACUCAGAGGAAGAGCUCAAGGAGGCGUUCAGGGUGUUUGACAAGGACCAGAACGGCUUCAUCUCCGCUGCCGAGCUCCGCCACGUCAUGACCAACCUUGGCGAGAAGCUAACUGACGAGGAGGUGGACGAGAUGAUCCGCGAGGCUGACGUCGACGGCGACGGUCAGAUCAAUUACGAGGAGUUUGUCAAGGUGAUGAUGGCCAAGUGAGCCGUGGUGAUGGUAUACCCCGGAAGGAGGAAACCGUGCAUUGCAUAUUAGUAAGGAAUGCAACUCUUGUUUCCUGUCUUCCCUGAAGAACCGUACUAGCUGUAGCUGCUGAACAUUUGAGUCCCUCUGCAACCCUAUCUCCAGUGUGUGUCAUCGAACCUCUUGCUUCCUGUGUGAAUCUGUAAGGCUUUGCUUGUUCCGGACCCUGACUACGGUUGAAUCCGUUUGUAGUUCUAUUUGUUCAUGGAAAUCUGGUCGACUCCUUUGCUACCAAA
Phragmites australis (common reed) is the source of this 850-nucleotide messenger RNA. RefSeq names its product calmodulin-1. Bases 126 to 575 code for a protein of 149 amino acids. The transcript has 2 exons. The record is from RefSeq and is a predicted model, not a curated record. NCBI's taxonomy places the organism in Eukaryota, Viridiplantae, Streptophyta, Magnoliopsida, Poales, Poaceae. Gene Ontology annotation, molecular function: calcium ion binding; enzyme regulator activity.